CGAAGUUAGUGCGAAUAUACGCUUAAACACAGCAUAAAUACGUUUGAAACUGGGGUCAUCAAGAUAAAUCUGUGAUAAUGUAUAAUGCUUACGAAAUAAUCUUCCUGAUUUUAUGGCUAACAUUACAAACUGCAUAUGCACAACUGGAUAGCUCCUGCAAAACCCCAAAUGGAGAAUUGGGAACAUGCAAAUCCAUACUUGGUUGCCAUGUUCUUCUAGACGCUGUAAUAAAGCGAAAGCCGAAGCAAAUGGAAUUCGUAAAGAAGUCUGUAUGUGGACCGAAACCAUUAGUAUGUUGUGGAAGCCAAGGUAACUGGAAACCAGACAGGUCCGAUUGUGGAUAUCAGUUAAGUGAUAAAAUUUACGGGGGAGGAGAAACUGAGCUGUAUGAAUUUCCCUGGAUGGCGCUGUUGGAAUAUAAAAACCCUUCUAACCGCAGAAGAUUUUCUUGUGGAGGUGUCAUAAUUUCUAAGAGAUACGUUCUUACAGCAGCUCAUUGCGUUGGCCAAUUUUCGCAAAGAGUUGGUGAAUUGGUGAAUGUACGGCUUGGCGAGUGGGACUUGCGACAGGAAGUGGAUUGCAUUCGAGUGGGUGGUUCGAAAUAUUGCAAUAAACCUCCACAGGACUUUGGAGUAUCGGACAUUCUGAUCCAUCCGGAUCAUCAAAAGAGAUUUUCCAAGGGAGCUGGAGAUAUUGCAUUGAUCAGGCUAAACAGAAACAUCACGUAUUCAGAGUUUAUCAAACCAAUAUGUCUGCCAUUUCCUGCCGAAUCGUCAGCAGUUGGUGAUACAACAGUUGUAGCAGGAUGGGGCCAAACAGAAAAUGCAACCCACAGCCCGGUCAAACUCAAAGUAGAGAUACCAGUUGUUGACAGGUCACUGUGCGUGUCAAGUUUUCCAUCUCUCGAUAUUCGAACUCAGAUAUGCGCUGGAGGGAAGAAGGGAAAGGAUUCUUGUUUUGGUGAUAGUGGAGGCCCUUUGAUGAAGAUGAGCAAACACACACUCCAGUGGUAUGUCGAUGGAAUUAUCUCCUUCGGUCAACGUUGUGGAGAGGAAGGGUCGCCAGGAGUCUAUACAAACGUGUCUGAAUACAUUGACUGGAUAAUGGAACAUAUUAGAGAUUAGGAAAAUAGAACAGUUUAGAAUACCUAACAUAAGAUAGAUUAAGUACUCUAUUAAGUACAAAAAUUAGAAAAUUAGAUAAUACUCAUAUUAUACUCGUUUGUGAUAGUUUUACUCUGAAAAAAAAAACAGACUAUGAUUUUAUUAGAAAAUUCAGCUUGAAAGUUACUAGAAAAUUGUC
Messenger RNA from Anoplophora glabripennis (Asian longhorned beetle), 1302 nucleotides. RefSeq names its product serine protease 7. Gene Ontology annotation, molecular function: serine-type endopeptidase activity. The record is from RefSeq and is a predicted model, not a curated record. The coding region runs from base 78 to 1124 and encodes 348 amino acids. The transcript has 6 exons. Lineage: Eukaryota; Metazoa; Arthropoda; Insecta; Coleoptera; Cerambycidae. Gene Ontology annotation, biological process: proteolysis.